Messenger RNA from Naegleria lovaniensis, 3906 nucleotides. RefSeq lists its product as uncharacterized. Lineage: Eukaryota; Heterolobosea; Eutetramitea; Acrasida; Naegleriidae. The record is from RefSeq and is a predicted model, not a curated record. The transcript has 5 exons. The coding region runs from base 1 to 3906 and encodes 1301 amino acids.
AUGUUGAACUCAAGUUCUCCAUUCGUUGCGCGAUGGUGGUUGUUAGCAUUGAUUCUCCUCUCGCUAUUAAUGAUGAGCAUGUCUUUUGUGCAUGCACAGACAUGUCCUCAUCAAGCCACUGGUUUGAUUCCUUUUCACACGCUCGCAGGUGCCAAUGUUUUGAAUGGAAAUGUUGUCAUUUCACAACAAUCGGUUCUUUUGAAUGCAUCUCCAAGUGUGCGACUUCGCUCCAUUACUAUUCAAUCUGGAGGUUCAUUGAUCUUUGAUAAUGUGAACUUAAAUCUCAAUGUGUCAUUCAUUCGUGUGGAAUCUGGAGCAAAGUUUAUCAUGGGUAGUUCAACAUGUCCUAUUACUUCCAAGAUUGUCAUUACGUUCUUUGGUCCUCGUGUGGAUGCUUCUGUCCAUGAUUUGGGUUUAGAUCCUUUUGAUGGUUCCAAAUUAGGAAGUAAGGGAAUUGCAUUCUUGUCAGGUUCUAGAGUUGAGAUUUUUGGACAAGUGACUUCAACACCUCGUUCAUGGACUCAACUUGCAAAAUCUGUCAAUAAGGGAUCUAAAACUAUUGAUUUGAAACAAGCAGUCUCUGGAUGGAGUGUUGGUGAUUCGGUCGUUGUGGCAAGUACUGAUUUUGGAGAAGUCUAUGAUAAAGCACAAGUGAAGAAUGAAUCGUUGAAGUGGGCCGCUGGUGUUCCACUCCCUGAUCAGAGUGAGGAAAGGAAAAUUGCACAAAUUCUCAAUGGUGGAAAAACUCUCGUCUUGAACGCACCUCUCAAUUAUUUCCAUUAUGCCAGUAACGGAAGAUAUGGUUCUGUUCAUGCCAAAAUGAGUGCUGAAGUUGGUUUGUUGAGUCGUAAAAUUGUGUUCCAAGGAGAUGAAUCCAGUGAGGUUUCACAAUUUGGUGGUCACAUGAUUAUUCGUUUAGUGGAAUCGUUCAAAGUUCAGGGACUCGAGAUUCGUCGUUUCGGCCAACAAGGUAUGAUGGGAAGAUAUUCAUUGCAUUUCCACUUGCUCGGAAAUAAGGCUGCAAAAUCUCCACUUGGAACUGACUAUUUUGUCAAACAUUGCUCCAUUCAUCAUAGUUAUCAGAGAUGUAUUGCCGUGCAUGAUACCAAUUACGUUUCCAUUCAGAACAAUGUUUGUUUUGAUGCGUAUGGACAUGCUUACUUUUUGGAAGAUGGUUCUGAAGUUGGAAACGAAUUCAUUUCCAAUUUGGGAAUUCGUGCAAAACCUGUCGCUAAAGAACUCACAGAUAGAAUUUUGAUUCCUUCCGAUUCAGAUGUGAGUGUCUUUUGGAUAACCAAUCCAAAUAAUACUUUCAUUGGUAAUCAUGCUGUUGGAGGUAAAUUUGGUUUUUGGUUCGCCAUGCCAACCUUCCCAACUGGUUUGAGCGCAAAAAGAUAUGCACCUGGAUCGAUCAAUCCAAGAUCAGCACCUCCUAAACCAUUUGAUCAAAACGUGGCUCAUAGUUCAGGAGGAAAUGGUCUCCACAUUGAUGAUAUGCAAAGAGCAGAUGGUACUUCAGAGCAAGCGGGUUAUUCUCCUUCUUCUGGUAGCGCUCUGUAUACUAAUUUCCUUGCAUAUAAGAACAGAGUUUGGGGAGUAUGGGCAAGAGGUACUCUCAGAUUCCAUAGCUUGUAUUUGAGUGAUAAUCGUGUCGCAGCAAAUACUCCUCCAUCUGGACCAACUCUCAUUGAGGACAGUAUCAUGGUGGGUGAAUCCGACAACGUUGGUGAAUACACAUUCAGACCCACUGUGGAUAAAGGAAAUCGAACACGACCCUUCCUCAAUCCUAUCACCACGAAUCGUGACAUCAUUUCAGGUUUUCAAACCUAUGACAAUGGUGGUCCAAAUUAUUUGAUCAAUGUUACUUUCGUUAAUUUCACAACCACUGAAUUUAGCUAUGGAGGUGCCUUGUCAGGUCUUCACAACAAUUUCAAGCAUCAAACUCGUAAUCGAUACAAAUCACUCAAAUAUAUCAAUGCCAAUGAGGUGAUUCUAUUCCCAAAUCCAGCUCCCUAUGAUAACCAUAAAGGAAUUGCAUUCAUGGAUGUCGAUGGCUCCACAACAGGACUCUUACCUGGAGGUUGGAUUGUAGCCAAUGAAAGUAUCAUGUUAUUCGACAAGUGUAUUGGAGUCCGUGAUUGGAAUGCCCAUGUAUGUCCACUUUUUGGAGAAGGUUAUGCUCAGUUACGAGUGACGAAUCCCAAUCCAACUGCAAUGAAUGUCACUGGUCGAGAUGGUGUUCAACACAAAGAAUUACUGAACGUGUAUGAUCGCUCAGUAAGAAUGGUGGUUCAUGACAUGUUGAGAGAUGGCUCUCGUGUCAGUCAAGUGAAAGGAGGUUAUGCAGGAGGUUCCUUUUUCCUUCAAUCCAACCUCAUGACUCGUGGUUUGUAUAGUAUUCGUUGGAAUUAUGAUACUCCAACACCAAAUUCAUUGAAAUUCCAAUUAGAUUCGAGUGUCGUUGGAGAUUGGAUCCUGUUGGCAGUUCAAUAUCCACCAAGUACUGUGUUUGAGGUGCAAUUCACACAGAAUGGAGUGGAAACCAACAUGACACGUGCUUCUUCAUUGGCGACUGUCAUGAGUGACGCAAAAUCGUAUUACUAUUAUGACUCGACCACUGAACACUUGUUUUUGAAGGUACAAAAUUACUAUUCGAGAAUUGGAUAUAGAGAAUAUUUUGGUGCAUUUGGUGAUUUCUAUUCUGGUGGAGUCAUUUCAGUGGAUGCCAAAUGUCCAAAUAAUAAUUGUGCUCCAACUAAAUUUGGUAAUCCAGCCAAUGCCAAGACAUUGUACAAAACCUAUUUGAAGGAAGAUGUGUUUGUAGGACGCUUGGAGAAAUGUCAACAGGAGCAAGCUUCAGGACCAUUAGCUCCUUCUUCAGCUGCUGCUCAAGGAACUGUCUUUGCCUUUUUGGAUUAUGCCGAGCACAAAUUAGAAUUUGUAGUCCAUCACAAUGUUGAGCCAGAAAUUCUCAAAUCCAUUGAAAUAGGCGUUGGACAGGCCGGACAGGAGGUCUACUCGGUGGUCACUCCCAUCAAUCGCUUUGCAACCUACACACCUGCACGUUUUGGUGUGAAUUUGUCCGUGGAAGAAUGGAAUGCCUUAUUGAAGGGUCUGAUGUUUGUCAAAGUGACAACGACACAAAAUCCAGAAGGUCAUUUAAGAGCUCAACUCUAUUGUAGCUCUACUGGUACGUCAACAUGUAAAUUACCAUCUCUUCAUUCUAUUGCCAAGCCAUGUGAUCCUCCCAAGUUAAAAGUUGCUUCUCAAGUAUUGUAUGUGUAUCAGGAUUAUUCGAGUUUCGUUUUGGAAUGGUCAAGUGGCCAGUACACUUAUCCAGGAGACAUCUCAACCAUUUUCAACCUCAAUUAUACUCAAGCAGCUACGUGUGGUUCAUCUGCCAUCCAUUUGAGAUUGAGAAAGGGAAAUGCGGUUAUUAACAAAAUUGGAACUAAUAGAUUCAAUGUCGACUCAUCCAUUUACAAGUAUUUGGAAUUCUUCAUCAAGUCAACCAAUAAUACAGGAAUUCCUGAUUUGAGAUUACACUUCUAUUACUUGAAUGAAACUUCAGGUAAGAUCCUCGAGUUCUCUAGAGUUUCCAUGAAGGAUGAGUAUUUCCAAUUGUACAAAAUUGAUGAGCUUCGUAUGACUAGAUUGAGAAUUCCUGUUGCUGACUUGGGAUUUCUUUCAACCGUUCAAAAUAUUCACAGAAUUAUGUUCAUCUUGGAAGAAAAGGCAAAAACAAAAGAAAUGAUUAUUGAUAAUAUUCGAUUCAUAGGAGAACCAUUGGCAGAUUCAACAGGAAGAUUCAUCACAUCUUCGGAAGUGAAAAAGUGGGGACAAGUUGCCACAUGUGGUGUGCCACUGAAUCCUGAUUAUGAUCCUCUUGGGAUUAGAAAGCUCUAA